This is a messenger RNA of Microthlaspi erraticum, 1926 nucleotides long. Lineage: Eukaryota; Viridiplantae; Streptophyta; Magnoliopsida; Brassicales; Brassicaceae. The record is from the annotation of a GenBank genome assembly.
AUGAGAAGCUGGUGGUGGGUUAAGGAGAAGAAGAAGCAGAUGGCUUUGUUGCUGAUAAUAGCAACGAUGAUUCUCCAGUUCCAAAUGAAAGGAUGUGUUGGCUGUGUGGAAACCGAACGGAUGGGUUUGUUGCAGCUCAAGUCGUAUCUCAUCUCUCUUCGUAGUGUCAAAGAUGGAAGUAUUCUCGAUUCAUGGAGUGAUGAUGAUCCUAAGAGUGACUGCUGCAACUGGGAGAGAGUAAAGUGCAGUGACGCUAUCGGUGGCCACAUCGUCGAUCUCUCACUUGGCUUUAUCUUUGUCUGGAAUAUGAAUCAAACUAGGUUGUUCAAUAUUUCUUUGCUCCAUAGCUUCCCUCAACUCAAAACCCUUAACUUUUCAUCGAAUCAGUUCGGUCACUUUUUCGAUCCCAUCCUUGGUUAUAAGAGUUUUCAGAGACUUGAGAACCUGGAGUCCCUUGAUUUGUUUGGCAAUCUUUUCAAACACAGUGUUCUCCCUUUUGUAAGUGCAGCAAGGUCGCUCAGGUAUCUAAAGCUCCGUUACAAUUCACUGCAAGGUGUCUUUCCUUUAAAUGGUUUAAACAAUUUCAGGGAACUGGAAGAACUGGAUCUAAGUGUCAAUGGUAUACAAGACUUCGAGGCCGGUGGAGGGUUAAGAAAUACGAAGCUGAAAACAUUAUAUCUUAACAACAACAGAUUCUCAGAAACUGACCGACUUAAAGUUCUCAAAGAUAUGCCAAAGUUGCAAGAACUGAAUUUAGGCAACAAUAACUUCUCCGACUUAGACAGCCUAGGUUCAGUGCUUCCUUGCUCUUUACGAGUAUUAGAUCUUACAUUUAACAACAUGUCUUGGACCCAAGAAGGGUAUAAGAGCUUUCAGAGACUUGAGAACCUGGAGUCCCUUGAUUUGUGGGGAAAUUUUUUCAGCAGCAGUGUUCUCUCAUUUCUAAGUGCAGCAAAGUCGCUCAGGAUUCUAAAUCUUGGUAGCAAUAAGCUGGAAGGUGUCUUCCCUCCAAAUGGUUUGAACAAUUUCAGGAACUUGGAAGAACUGGAUCUAAGUUGGAAUAAAAUACACGACUUCGAGGGUGGUGAAGGGAUUCACACACCGAAGCUGAGAACAUUAGAUCUUAGGAACAACAUAUUAUCAGAAGCUGACCGACUUAAAGGUUUAAAACAUCUUGUAAACUUAGUAGUCUUGAAGUUGGCAAGCAAUAAAUUUAACCAUACUCGAUCUAUUCAAGUACUCAAAGAUAUGCCAAAGUUGCAACAACUGGAUCUAAGCUACAAUGAAUUCACCGACUUAGACAGCCUAGGUUCAGUGCUUCCUUCCUCUUUACAAGUAUUAAAUCUUGCCUAUAACCAAUUGUCUUGUACCCACGAAGGCUACUCAAAGCUUUGCGGAUUGACGAAUCUUCGAGAGCUGGAUUUAAGAAGCAAUGAUCUCACAAGUAUGCCUUACUGUUUGGGUAACUUGAGCCGUCUUCGAACUCUUGUGCUAUCUCACAACCAAUUGGAUGGAAACCUGUCUGCCUUUGUGUCUGGUCUACAACCAGAGCUUGAGUACUUGACGCUUUCUGGUAAUAACUUCAACGGUUCAUUCUUGUUCAACUCACUGGUCAAUCAAACAAGGCUCACAGUAUUCAAAGUAUCAUCAAAAGUUGGUAACAUCCAAGCUGAGGCAGAAAGCCCGUGGGUUCCAAUGUUUCAGUUGAAGAUGCUAGUGUUACAAAAUUUCAUUCUUGGCAGCACAAUUCCUGGCUUUCUUUUUCAUCAGCAUGACUUGUCUUAUGUUGAUCUCUCACAUAACAAGUUGACCACGGGACUAUUUGCGAGGUGGCUUGUGCAAAACAACACAAGAUUGCAGGCUCUUGUUCUGAAUAACAAUCUGUUGACAGAGCUUCAGCUACCUAGGCUUGUCAUCAUGGCUUAA